GAAGAUAUGUAUAUCAAAACGCUUUCUCACUAUGGAUUAGUAGAUGGAGUACUGAAGUUGGAGAAAUUGUUAUAUGCACUAAAACAGUCUGGAUCAAAAUGGUACACAAAUACCACGGGAUUUCCCACAGUCAAUUGCAGUUAGACCGCUAUUAAAUGAUGGCCCUGCGCGCUGGUUAUAAAACAUAAAGGCCAAACAUUUAUAGUUUGUCUAUUUGUCGAUGACAUGAUUGUCCUCAAGUCCAUAAUACUUGAAUAGAAAAACUACGAAAGCAACCAAGAUCGACAUUCGAAACUAAAACAGUUGGAGAUAAUACUCCCGAUUCAGACCGUUAUGCGAGAUACGACAUGCUAGGAAUAGAAUUUCAGUGCGAAAAAGGAGAAAGUAUGAAGCUUUCGAUGGGAAAAAUCACAUUCGAUAGAUUACCAAAAUUAAAAUUACUAUUGGAAGGAAAGAAACAGAGUUUAGCUCCAGGACAACCCGGUCACUUCCUGCUUCCAUCUAAAAUUGACUUAGAGUCAUCACAACAAGGGUAUGCCACUUAAGUACAUCAAAUGCAAAGAAUUGUGGAACUAUUUUCAAAG
Molecule: messenger RNA, 584 nt
Organism: Lachancea nothofagi CBS 11611
Lineage: Eukaryota; Fungi; Ascomycota; Saccharomycetes; Saccharomycetales; Saccharomycetaceae
Source: the annotation of a GenBank genome assembly